Molecule: messenger RNA, 1523 nt
Organism: Cladocopium goreaui
Lineage: Eukaryota; Dinophyceae; Suessiales; Symbiodiniaceae
Source: the annotation of a GenBank genome assembly
CUCACACGCCUUUCUUUGUAUUCUACUAUCUUAAAAGCGCUUCUUGUGUGAUGGGGGUCACACGCCUCCUGGCCAUCUUGGCCAUCACAUCUCAGGUCUCGAGUGAAGACUUGUUGGACGAUUGCCAGGAAGAGCAGUGUGCUCUGAAUGCAUUGCAGAUGAAAAGCCGAAAGGUGUCGAUGGAGCUUUGGCAGCAUGACGCCGACACAGAGGCUUUCAAGGUUCCCGACAUCAAAGCCACGGCAGCCACGGGACGCUUCCUUGAGACCGACGUGUCCUCGGAAGUGUCCAUCCCGCGGUUCUACCCCCUCAACCAUGGUUGGCACAAGGUUGCUGUUGAUGGAGGGGACACCGUUGGCUUUAGCAGGAGCUCAUUGAGAUACUGUGAGUAUUUUUGUGCCACCACUAAAGGCUGCCACAGUAUCAUUUCUUGCCCUAAGACGCGCGCCUGCCAUCUGAAAUCUGCAGCCCUGACUGGUUCGGAGCCUUUCAAGCAUGACCCCUACUGCCAGACUUGGUACAUGAACAUGGGAUCUGUGACGGUUGGCACCUGGAGUGGCAAGAAGGUGGAGUACCAGCAAUGCGAGAAGGGCACAGUCCCUCAGGGUGGCAAAUGCGUGAAAGCAGACGGACCUGCGACGAUGACUUUCUAUCAAUACAGUGCACAGAAGAAGUAUGACCCUGACCGCAUUUGGGAGAACGUGGAUAUGGCCAGCCUUGGUGGAGUACUGUUUUACCUUCACAAUGAGGUGGUCGAUAGCAAGGGCGAGCAGCUGAACAAGGAUGGAACGAAAUCCACCAAGUUCGACAUCGAUCGCAUCGUGCGCUUCAAAGUCACAGUGCACAACACACAAGCCCUUUGGAAACAGUUCCGCUCACAGUUUGGGCAAUUCAUUCAAUUUGACUAUGGGCAAGCCACCUUUGGCAUGCCUGACCAUGUCAAGAAGUGCAACGACAUUUGGAGCAAGUUCGGCUUUGAAGUCGGCUGUCAAAUUGUCCCCGACGGAAUUUCGGGCUAUGAAGGUGGCUUCUGGAGCUCAUUUCCUGGACGCUGCCCAUCCAUGCCCUUCUCAGAUGACGCCCCUCAGGUGAUUCACCAGGGUGAACACAAGAAGACCAUCAGCUGCAUGAGAGACUGGGCUGGAGGUUCGUGCCCGGAGCCUGAUGGAACCCCUGACUGCACCUGGCAUAUCGAGCCUGCUGGAUAUGUCAUGCUGAACGAGCUGAUGGGCGAAGAUGCCAGUGAGAUUUUGAACUCUGGAGGACACCUCUACGAUGAAGUUCUAGAUGGUGGACUGGGCACCAGCAAGAACUUCUGGAAAGGGAAAAAGAGCACGAAGGCAUGCAAACAAAGAAUGGACAAACUGUUGCAGCUCUUCGCAAAGAAGUUCCCUGAUUUUGAUGCAUCACUACCAGAUCCUACCUGCGAUUUUUGGCGCUGAUGAGCUGCAUGAAUGGAGAAAUUUGAGCAGACAGAAGAUCUGCACGAUGUGUCCAAAAAUACCAAAAAUGGUAUAUUCCCC